This is a messenger RNA of Saccoglossus kowalevskii, 2857 nucleotides long. RefSeq lists its product as uncharacterized. Lineage: Eukaryota; Metazoa; Hemichordata; Enteropneusta; Harrimaniidae. The record is from RefSeq and is a predicted model, not a curated record.
UGGACGUUCACCAGAUAAGAGAUAAUAAAUUACACCGUUUUUUGAACGCGUCGAUAACUAUGAAGAAGACACUAAUAAUAAUAAUGGUUGUAGCCAUGGGCUGCAUACAUUUGUCAUCAGGAGCAACAAUUAUGAAAGGACGACAUAAGAGAAGUUGUGGUGGUGGUGGUGGCCGCGGUGGUUCUAGUGGCACUGUUGUUAUUGGCGGUGGCAGCGAUGGUGGUGGUUCUAGUGGUACUGUUGUUAUUGAUGGUGGCAGCGAUGGUGGUACCACUGCUCCAAUGACUUAUGUGCACAUUGGAUGUUUUGGAGACACGAGUGACAGAGCUAUUGAGACACUUGAAGGCACGGACUCUCGGUUGGAUGGUUCUUACACGGCCCGAGCGGAUGCAAUAAGAAAAUGUGCCCAGGUAGCAAGUGACCGUGGUUUUACUAUGUUUGCUGUGCAAAACGGUGGCUGGUGUGCAUCUAGUGCUACAGCGGCCUCUACGUUUUCCAAGUAUGGUAUGUCUGGAGCUUGCAAUUCCGAUGGCGAAGGUGGUCCUUGGGCAAACGAUGUGUAUAUACUAGAAGAAGACACAGGAUACGAACGAGUUGGCUGUUUUGGGGACACAAGUAACAGGGCCAUUCCAACACUGGAGGGUUCAGACGCUCGACUGGAUGGUAGCUACACAUCGCGAGUAGAUGCAAUAGAGAAAUGUGCCGAAGUAGCAAAAGAUCUUGGUUAUAAGAUGUUUGGGGUGCAAAACGGUGGUUGGUGUGCAUCUAGUGACACUGCGCAUACAACUUUUGAUAAAUACGGUUCGUCAAGUGCUUGUCUCAGUGAUGGAGAAGGUGGGCCAUGGGCAAACGAGGUUUAUGUACUACGCGAUAAAGAUACAUCGUAUCCUGUACCCGCUGAAUACGUACACGUUGGAUGUUAUAAAGACACGAGUGACCGAGCCAUUCCGACACUUGAAGGAACCGACGCCCGUCUUGAUGGAAAAUACCAAUCUCGUAAACACUCAAUAGAUAAAUGUGCCCAGGUAGCACGUGAUCGUGGUUUUAAGAUGUUUGCUGUGCAAAACGGAGGUUGGUGUGCAUCUGGCGGUAGUGCGUUGUACACGUUUGAUAAAUAUGGUGCAUCCACAGAUUGUGCUGCAGAUGGCGAGGGUGGACCAUGGGCGAACGAUGUAUAUAUACUGAAAGAUAAAGAAUAUGCUAGACUAGGUUGUUUUGGCGAUACAUCUGAUAGAGCCAUACCGACCCUUGAAAAUACUGAUAGCCGAUUGGAUGGUUCGUAUGGGUCACGCGCAAACUCUAUAGAUAAAUGUGCAGAGGUGUCUAGUGACAAUGGGUUUAAUAUAUUUGGCGUACAGAACGGUGGUUGGUGUGCAUCCAGUGCUACUGCACUCGCGACGUAUAACAAAUAUGGAACAUCUGACGCAUGUGGUGCUGAUGGGGAAGGUGGACCAUGGGCCAAUGAUGUCUACAUACAUAUUAGACGAGGAUAUUCCCAAGUCGGAUGUUUCAAAGACACGAGUACAAGAGCCAUAGCCACUCUCGAAGGCACAGAUGAUCGACUAGAUGGUUCAUACACCACUCGUACAAAUCCAUUACAGAAAUGUGCAGCAGUAGCCCGUGAACAAGGUUUUCAAAUGUUCGCUCUCCAGAACGGUGGUUGGUGUGCAGGAAGUAGUACUGCGACUUCUACUUUUGGUACAUAUGGGGAUUCUUUAGAUUGCAAAAGUGAUGGCGAAGGUGGACCUUGGGCAAAUGAGGUAUAUGUGUUCACCUAUAACAGUGAAUACUCUAGGAUUGGUUGUUUUGGCGACACAUCUGAUAGAGCUAUACCAACGCUGGAAGGAACUGAUGACCGUUUGGAUGGUUCCUACCAGAAUCGAGCAGAUGCUAUUGGAAAGUGUGCAGCGGUAUCUGGUGAUCAUGGUUAUUCGAUAUUUGGUGUGCAGAACGGCGGUUGGUGUGCAUCCGGUGCAUCUGCCGUAGAAACCUUCAGUAAAUAUGAUGUUUCAACAGCUUGCAAAACUGAUAGAGAAGGCGGUCCAUGGGCAAAUGAUGUCUUCAUUUUUACAAACACCCCAGGUUACGUACGAGUUGGCUGUUAUAAAGACACUAGUGACAGGGCUAUUGCCACACUUGAGGGCACAGACUCACGUUUAGAUGGGGCAUACACUGCCAGGACAAAUGCAAUACAAAAAUGUGCCGAUGUUGUGGUAGACCGAGGUUUUCAGAUGUUCGCUCUGCAAAAUGGGGGCUGGUGUGCAUCAAGUAGCGAUGCAGUUGAGACAUUUGGUAAAUAUGGCGCAUCCACAGCUUGUGCCGACGAUGGAGAAGGUGGACCAUGGGCAAACGAAGUUUAUAUAUACACAACCGACAAAGAAUACACUAGACUUGGUUGUUUCGGAGACACAUCUGAUAGAGCCAUACCAACCCUUGAAGGUACUGAUGACCGCCUUGAUGGUUCUUAUGGGUCACGCGCAUACCCCAUCGAAAAAUGUGCUCAAGCAGCUCGUGCUCGUGGUUUUAAGAUGUUUGGUGUGCAGAAUGGUGGUUGGUGUGCGUCUAGCGAGAAUGCAGAAGAGACGUAUACUAAAUAUGGAACAUCUACAGCCUGUAAAUCUGAUGGAGAAGGUGGACCAUGGGCAAAUGAUGUGUACAUUCUUCUUGACAACUAAUGUGCGUGGAUCGUACUACUUCGUUUUAUUCUGCUUUCAAUAUACAUUCUUAUUUGCCUUUGUGUCUUUCACUUUAACGCCAUGUAACGUAUGAUGGUAAUUCAUUCCAACCAUUUUUCUUAUAGAAACCGGUACCACGACACUUAUCAUACGUCCCAACAUCACUCUAUUGCCGAUCACAA